Rubroshorea leprosula is the source of this 3595-nucleotide messenger RNA. The record is from the annotation of a GenBank genome assembly. NCBI's taxonomy places the organism in Eukaryota, Viridiplantae, Streptophyta, Magnoliopsida, Malvales, Dipterocarpaceae.
AUCCACUUGCUCUUACAGACUUAUCCCGACAUCUCUGAUUUUAUGAGCAAACAAUCUCCAGAAGAACAUGCUUACAGAGAACCAAAACUUUAGCAUUUUAUUAUCUUCCAUCUUCAUCUUUUUGAAAUUGUUUCUUUUGCACUGCUAUGCUGUAACUUAUAAUAUAACUUCAUCCAAUCCAUUAUCACAAAAUGAAACCCUUAUCUCCCCUGCCCAAGUUUUUGAGUUAGGCUUCUUUCGUCCUGAUAAUUCCACUAAUCAGUAUGUUGGUAUAUGGUAUAAAAACAUUGCUCCUCGCACAAUUGUUUGGGUGGCCAACAGAGAGAAUCCAGUUAUUGAUUCAUUGGCAAGUCUAAAGAUUGGUAGUGAUGGAAAUCUGAAGCUUGUAGAUGGGAAUGAAGUAAUUCUCUGGUCAAACAACGUUUCUGUUCAAUCAAAUAGUUCAGUGGCUGUCCUUUUGGAUAAUGGGAACUUCGUUCUACAGGAUGGUUUAUCUGGACAGCAGUUAUGGAAAAGCUUUGAGCACCCAGUUAAUACUUUAUUACCUGGUGCAGGUAUCGGGUAUGAUCUUGAAACAGGUGAGAGACGUGUUUUAUCGUCCUGGAAAAGUAAUAGUGAUCCAUCACGUGGGGAUUUCGUCAUUGAAAUUGUACCGCGGUCACCACCACAAGCUUUUAUUUGGAAUGGAUCAGUGCCUUACUGGAGAAGCGGGGAGUGGAAUAAAAUACUGUUUAUUGGGCUACCAGGUAUGGUUUCAACAUAUUCAAGCGUAUUUAGCCUUGUACAGAAUAUUGAACAAGGAACCGGUUAUUUCUAUUUGAAUCUUAACACCACGGACAGGGUUGCAAAUAUGGUCAUUUCAUCCGAAGGAUAUCUAAAGAUGAUGAUUUGGGGAAGAGACACAGGCUGGUAUUCGAAAGCGACAGGACCAAAUAAUACAUGUGAAGUCUAUGGAACUUGUGGACCUUUUGGGAUCUGCAAAAUAUAUAAAUUUCCUGUUUGUAGCUGCCUUGAAGGAUUUAUACCGAAGUCAGAUGAGGAAUGGAACAAAAAUAAUUGGACAGGAGGGUGUGUUAGACGAACUGAAUUAAGUUGUUUGGCAUGGACAAGUCUGGAAGCAUCACAGGGUGAAGAAACAGAUAAGUUUUGGAAAAUGAAUGGAAUCAAGCUACCAGAUAAGUCCAAGUAUCAAGAAGUUAGUGAUGUGAAUGAAUGUGGACAGUGGUGCUUGAAUAACUGUACUUGCAAGGCUUAUGCAUAUGUAAUGGGCAUAGGGUGUCUGCUGUGGAGUGAAGACCUUAUAGAUAUGCAAGAGUUCUCCAGUGGUGGGGAAGAUCUUUUUAUUCGUCUUGCGUCAUCAGAAUUAGGGAAAAAAAACAGAGCCUUGGAAAACUUUGAUCCAGAUGCUAGAAGGGAAAGUCCUCGGGACAUUUUUCUGGAAUCAACGUUGAGAAGCAUUGUUAAAAAAGGUGAGCCACAGGAGCUACCUUUGUUUGAUUUUGAUAGCAUAGUAGUUGCUACCAACAACUUCAGCAUGGCUAAUAAACUUGGGCAAGGAGGAUAUGGGCCAGUUUAUAAGGGAAAGCUAUACGAUGGAACAGAUAUAGCAGUGAAGAGACUCUCUAGUAGCUCAGGACAAGGCAUAGAAGAGUUCAAGAAUGAAGUCGGGUUGAUUUCGAAACUACAACACAGAAAUCUUGUUAGGCUAGUUGGUUGCUGUGUUGAAGGAGAAGAAAGGAUACUCAUUUAUGAAUUCCUGGCCAACAAAAGCUUGGAUAAUUAUCUCUUUAGUAGUGAAUGCAUUUUAUUAGAUCCAACAAAAAGAGCAGAACUAUCUUGGGCAGAACGUUUCAACAUCAUCCAAGGGAUUGCUCGUGUGGGCCUUUAUCUCCAUCGCGAUUCUUGUUUAAGGGUUAUACACCGUGAUUUGAAGGUCGGCAACAUUCUAUUAGAUGACAAAAUGAACCCAAAAAUUUCAGAUUUUGGAUCGGCAAGGAUCUUCGAAGGGACACAAAAUCUGGCAAAGACACACAAGGUGGUUGGAACAUUUGGCUAUAUGUCUCCUGAGUAUGCAUUGGGAGGGAUAUUUUCUGAGAAAUCAGAUGUCUUUAGCUUUGGAGUUCUGCUAUUAGAGAUUGUUAGUGGCAAGAAGGGAAAGCUAUACGAUGGAACAGAUAUAGCAGUGAAGAGACUCUCUAGUAGCUCAAGACAAGGCAUAGAAGAGUUCAAGAAUGAAGUCGGGUUGAUUUCGAAACUACAACACAGAAAUCUUGUUAGGCUAGUUGGUUGCUGUGUUGAAGGAGAAGAAAGGAUACUCAUUUAUGAAUUCCUGGCCAACAAAAGCUUGGAUAAUUAUCUGUUUGAUCCAACAAAAAGAGCAGAACUAUCUUGGGCAGAACGUUUCAACAUCAUUCAAGGGAUUGCUCGUGGGCUCCUUUAUCUCCAUCGCGAUUCUUGUUUAAGGGUUAUACACCGUGAUUUGAAGGUCAGCAACAUUCUAUUAGAUGACAAAAUGAACCCAAAAAUUUCAGAUUUUGGAUUGGCAAGGAUCUUUGAAGGGACACAAUAUCUGGCAAAUACUCACAAGGUGGUUGGAACAUUUGGCUAUAUGUCUCCUGAGUAUGCAUUGGGAGGGAUAUUUUCUGAGAAAUCAGAUGUCUUUAGCUUUGGAGUUCUGCUAUUAGAGAUUGUUAGUGGCAAGAAGGUUACCAGGUUCCUCUAUGACAAUGAACAUCUAAGCCUUCUUUCCCAUGCAUGGCAACUAUGGAGUAAAGGCAAGGAGCUAGACUUAAUUGAUGAUGCAGUGGCUGACUCAUUUUCCUCAAUUGAAGUAAAGAGGUGCAUACAGGUUGCUCUUCUUUGUGUUCAGGACGAUGCUGAAAAUAGGCCAACCAUGGCAGCAGUGAUUUCCAUGCUAAGCAGUGAAACAGAGCUUCUGCAACCAAAAGAACCUAUUUUUACAUUCCAUAAUCCAUCAAAAUUUGAUCAACCCAGAGACAACAAUCCAUGCUCCAUAUGUGAGAUUACUCUGUCACUUGCUGAAGGCCGAUGACUUCUGAUUAGUGAAACCCCACUCUUUUAAUACUAUUAUUGUUAUUGUUAUUGACAAUCAGUUGUUAGAUUAAAAAAAAAAAUGUAAUUCCAAAAUAUAUGAAUUUUAAAAAUGUUGAAUUAGCCCGUUACUAUUGUAUUGCUGCUGGUGCUAGCACAAAUCAUCAUCAUUUGCAGAUUGUUACUGGAUUUAAUGGCCUUUGAGCUUGUACUACAUAAAUCCCAAUUGGUUGCUAUUGUAAAGUGAGAUGUGUAUAGCUUUGGCGUACUACUGGAGAUUGUGAGUGGUUAGAAGAACACUAGCUUUCAUUCAUCUGAUCACACCAGCCUGAUCGAUUAUGUAAUUCUGUAUGCAGUUUUUAUCUAGACUAGCCUACUCUCAAAUUAGAAACUGCACUUUUCUUACAAGCAACUAGAGCUGCAACACUAAUAAUGAAGUCUCAACUUGUUUCAGGCAUGGGAUCUUUGGAAUGAAAAUAAGCCAAUGGAGCUAAAUGAUCCUUCCAUUAGGGACAUGUAAUCCUAAUGAAGUUAUGAAAUGCUG